AAAAAAUAAAAGCUUAUGGAAAAUGCAGCAAGAAUAAAAGGAUCAUGUAUGCUCACCCAGAUUUCCUAACUCUUAAUAUCUUGCCCUGUUUUUAUUGUUUUGGGUGUUCUGUUGCCCUGGCUGGUAUGGUACCACAGUAGCACACACUUCAUGCACACAGCGGGGUGCAGGCGCCCGGGAGGGGAGGGGACCCUGGGACACGCAGCGCAGCGCCGCGCAGCGCCCCCUGCCGCCCGCGGGAGAAACGAGCACGGCUGGCUGGACGCGGGAACAUGGCGCGGCCGCCGGCGAGCCUCGGGUCGCCGGCGCCCGACGGGGACCGCAGGGAGGCCAACGUGGUGACGCGAGUGUCGCAGUGGGCGGACAACCACCUGCGCCUUGUCCAGAACAUCAGCACUGGAAUGGCCAUAGUUGGAAUCAUGAUUCUAAUAAGAAGUGUUCGACUGACAUCAAAAUUUACAACCUCUUCAGAUAUUCCAGUAGAAUUUAUAAGAAAGAAAGUUAAACUACGUGGCCGAUUACACCGGAUAACUGAGUGUGGUCUAGAAAUUGAACAUAUUCCUAUUGCUUUACCUUUUAUAUCUUCGUGGAAAAAGGAGCCACGUGGGCUUUUGCUGGUUAAGCUGGCUGGAGUAGAACUCACUGAAACCGGUAAGAUCUGGUUACAGAACGAGCUCAAACCUUCCCAGCUGUUGUGGUUCCAGCUUCUUGGAAAGGAGAAUUCGGCACUCUUCUGCUACCUUUUGGUGAACAAGGGUGGAUAUUUUAAUGUGAAUCUGAAUGAGGAAAUUUUGAGAAGAGGCUUGGGCAAAACUGUUCUUGUUGAAGGGCUAAAUUAUGACUCAAAAACCCACUGGGAAGUCCACAGAAACUUACUUAAAGCUGAAUUGACAGCCUUAAAGAAAGGAGAAGGAAUAUGGAAAGAAGAAUCUGAAAAAGAAAGUUAUUUUGAAAAAUUCAAAGAUUCCUGGAGAGAAAGAUGGAAAAAGGACGAUUGUUUAAAAACAACCAGACCAGAUUUCAACUUGACCAAAGAAAGUUAUUUUGACAGAUUUCGGAGGGCUUAUGGAAGCUGGAAGGACAACGUGGGCAACUUCUCUUUAGUUUUGAAACUCAGAGAACUUGUGAGCCGCUUACACUUUUGGAGAAAAGGAUGAAGCAUCCUUCAGGUGACCUCUGAAGAGUGAAAUGCAUGGACCACUUUUUGUUGAGCCAAAAUGGAAAUUCCUGCAGGUGACCUUAAUUCUAGUCUAGUUGUCCUUAAAUAUUAAAGAUAUUGUUAAUAUCAAAAUCAUUUUGAAAGAGUUAUGAUCAAUGUAUUGUACUUCCAAGGAAAAUGACACACUAUAGAAAGUUACCUGGUUGGAAGAUAUAUGUAACUAAUGUUUUGCUUUUUCCUUCUCCCUCCCUGCCCCCUAGUGCUAGGGAUGAACUCAGGGCCUCAUGCCCUCUGGACUACCUAGCACACCACUACUGAGCUACAUUGACAGCCCUGUAUUGUUAAUACCUCAAGAGAAAAUUUAAGGGGCUGGAGAAAUGGCUCAGUGGUUAAGAGCACUGAAUGCUUUCCCAGAGGACCUGGGUUCAGUUCCCA
Peromyscus leucopus (white-footed mouse) is the source of this 1594-nucleotide messenger RNA. RefSeq names its product chromosome 6 C3orf33 homolog (gene Miso1). NCBI's taxonomy places the organism in Eukaryota, Metazoa, Chordata, Mammalia, Rodentia, Cricetidae. The transcript is spliced from 5 exons. Bases 273 to 1157 code for a protein of 294 amino acids. The record is from RefSeq and is a predicted model, not a curated record.